This is a messenger RNA of Leptinotarsa decemlineata (Colorado potato beetle), 2374 nucleotides long. It is a transcript of the gene pds5, whose product is annotated as cohesin associated factor B pds5. The record is from RefSeq and is a predicted model, not a curated record. Gene Ontology annotation, cellular component: chromatin; nucleus. Gene Ontology annotation, biological process: DNA repair; mitotic sister chromatid cohesion. NCBI's taxonomy places the organism in Eukaryota, Metazoa, Arthropoda, Insecta, Coleoptera, Chrysomelidae.
AAGUUCGUGUACUGUUGUGUUGUGUAGAGAGCGUCCCUGGUUAUCAUGAAAAAUAUUAAUUAUUUGAUGAAAUAGUCCGUUAUAUUGGAAAUAAGGCAAAGUUAUAGAUGUAAUGAAUUGGUUUUUGGUAGUGCGCUUUCAUUUCAAAGGAUAUUUUUCACGAAUAUAAACUAGUGACUGAUCUACCCCAAUAAAGUAUCUUCUUGCCGUAUUCAGGUAACUUAAAAUGUCUGACAUCGUAUAUCCUCCGGGAUGUCGUCCAAUUAGCGACGAUCUGAAUACUGACGAGCUGAUUCGUCGCCUGAAAACUCUCGCUCAUACAUUACAGGCCAUGGGACAGGAUGAUGGCGCUUACAGGCAAUACAUCCCAUUAUCACUACACCUUGUUGAAGAGCAGUUUUUAUCUCACACAUCUCGAGACGUGCAGCUGCUGAUAGCAUGCUGCAUAGCUGACGUUUUGAGGGUCUAUGCUCCAGAAGCCCCCUAUAAAGAUCCUAAACAAGUCAAAACUAUAUUCCUUUUUUUAAUAACCCAGCUGUCUGGACUGAAAGAUCCCAAAGAUGCUGCCUUCAAAAGAUAUUUUUACUUACUGGAGAAUCUAGCUUAUGUCAAAUCUUUCAAUAUGUGUUUCGAACUGCAGGAUUGCCAAGAAAUAUUUUGCGCCCUUUUCCACCUCAUGUUCAAAAUCGUCAAUGAUGAACAUUCUGGAAGAGUUAAGAGUUUCAUGCUGGACGUGCUGUGUCCUUUGAUUUCAGAGAGCGACAUGGUUAGUAAUGAUUUGCUCGAUAUUAUAUUAAUAAAUAUUGUCGAGCCCAACAAAACACAACACAAAAAUUCGUAUUACUUAGCUAAGGAACUGAUUGUUAAGACGUCAGAGACUUUGGAGCCUUACAUUCAGGCAUUUUUCAAUCAAGUUUUGAUCUUAGGAAAAGAAGAUAAAAAUUUACAAAUUUGUGGUAAAGUAUACGAUUUAAUCUACGAGCUGAAUCACAUAAGGCCGCAGGUUCUGAUAGCCGUCCUACCCCAAUUAGAAUGCAAGCUUAAAAGCCCUCUUGAAAGUGAUCGAUUAGCUGCAGUAGCGCUCCUAGCUAAAAUGUUUAGCGAAAAAGACUCUGAGCUUGCCAGGCGGCACAUCGUUCUAUGGAGGGCAUUUUUGGGUAGAUUUAAUGAUAUCUCCAUAGCCAUCAGGACUAAGUGCGUUCAGUACUCUAUGCACUUUCUUUUGAAUCAUCCAGACUUGAGAAAAGACAUAACGGAUACUCUCAAAAUGAGGCAGCAUGAUUCUGAAGAAAACGUUCGCUACCAGGUAGUUAUGGCAAUCGUGACUACAGCUAAGAAUGACUUUCAGGUAGUUUCUGAUUCCGAAGAUCUGCUGGAGUUUGUCAAAGAGAGAACAUUAGAUAAGAAAUUCAAGAUAAGAAAAGAAGCCAUGUCAGGCCUGGCGUUGAUUUACAAGAAACAUCUAAGUGACCCAGAUGUUCCGAAUGCUACAAAGAAAGCAGUCACUUGGAUCAAGGACAAAAUUCUUCACGGUUACUACAUGGCUGGUAUGGAAGAUAGACUAUUAGUGGAAAGAUUGCUGAACACUUGCCUUGUUCCAUAUCAGCUUCCUGCUGCUGAGAGGAUGAAGAAACUUUAUCAUCUCCUUGGUACAGUAGAUGAACAUGCAACGAAAGCUUUUAUGGAACUCCAGAAGAAUCAACUUUGUGUUAGAAAGUUGGUAUUGGAAUUUUUAGAGGUACACAGAAGAGUUUCGAAUAAUCCAGAAUUAUUGAAGGAACUGUCACUUAAGGUUCAGGCUUUAUCCAGGUGUUUACCAGAGCCUGUCAAGGCGCACGAGUAUCUCUCGAAAUUUAGUAACCACCUCAGGCGUGAUCAAGCUUUAUUGGAGCAAUUUGAAAAUGUUACCAGACCUUCAGUGAGCUGCAAAGAAUGUUCUGAAGCUACAGCUGCUGUCUUGAGAAAACUUGGAUUACCUGUAAUGACCAAUUUGUACUACAACACUGUCAAAAUGUUACUAGAGCGUAUAAGCUCGGUUAUGAUUGACCAUGAAGCCAUAAAACUCUUAGUUGGUUAUGUGGAAGACUGUCUGAGAGGUGGAAAUACAAUUGAGGAGGUCGGAUUACACCCCGCUACCGCUGGAGAUAGGGGCCUCAAAUUAUUGGUUAUGUUGAGUGUGGUGUUUCCAUCUCACUUUCAGUAUACUGAUGUUUUACAACAACUGAUGGGCCUGCUUAGAUUAGAUGAUGAAAAUGUGGCUCCAUUGGUACUGUCUAUUUUCACCUUCUUGGGUAAAUAUAGAUGUUUAUGUAAGUACCUCUUUGAUUUCUUCAUUUGUACUAAAUAUUUUUCAACAAAAUUCCGGAAUCCAUAA